AUGGCGGGAACUCUAGAGCAGCUUGAUCAGACCAUCGGGGAGGUACUCGCCGGCUGGAACUUCGUCAGCACCCUCAUCGCCUUCACCAUCGUCGGCUUCCUGGCCUGGAUCAUCUAUGACAGCGCCGAUGCCGACACACACCCGCUGCUGCUCGCCAGACAGGCGGUAGCUUCGUAUGUCAGGCAGCCGGGAGAGUCUGCUGUCUUCCGCUCCCCCGAAACUCCUCAUGGCUAUCCUCUCCGUACCGGUCUUGCCGUAAGACCUCCGGGCGCUCCCAUGUACUCGGCCGGCAAAGAUGGAGAUCUUCGCGAUAUCUGGCGACGUGUCACAGGCGAGAUCCCUCUCGAGAAGGGCGCAAAGUCUAGCGGCACUGCAAACAUCAUGACCGUCUUUGGAAAGGAAGGCGUCACCGAACACAAAGUUGAAGACGUUACUAAGGAGAUUGCGAUCCUCGGAAAGCAUCUACAGGAUCGCGGUGCUAAGAGAGUGGCCAUCUACCUCCCCAACAGUCUCGAGUUCCUCUCUGCACUCUUUGCGGGUGCCUUCUUCGACUUUACGCCUAUCUUGAUCCCAUACAACCAACCACACGAGACCCUUGCCGAACUCCUCCUCCAAACGAAAGCCGAUGCCCUCAUCGCUGAGGCUGGCUCUGUGCCUCUUGCCGAACUCAGUCAAGGCGUGUCCGGCCUGCGCUCCAUCGUCUGGACUGUAGAGAAGACAAGCAGGCACAUGGACUGGAGCGAGGUACCCGAAGGCAUCGGUGGAAAGAUCGAUGUUGCUGUUUGGCACGAGCUUGUACAGGAACAGAAGAAUGCCACUAUACCACUGCCGUCGAAUCCCGGCAAGCCUCGGAACGUUGUCUUCCUCUGGCAAGAAGCCGUUGGAAAGCCGGCAGAGGUUGUCGAAUUCACGCAACAGAAUCUGACUGCCGCCGUUGGUGCACUUGUCACGUCCCUCCCUGCCGCCCACCGUCUUAAUGCCUCGGAUACGUUCCUUCCCGCAGACGCCUUUACACAUUCCUACUGUCUGUGCCUGACGCUGGUUGCUCUGUUUUCUCACGCGACGGUUGUCAUCCAGUCCGUUGCCGGUCCGGGUGUCGAUCUGGAACUGGCAACACGCUCCAUCGCUCCUACGGUCACAGUGGUCUCAGCUGAAACAGCUGCGAAGCUUCACAACACCACCAAGACAUCCGUAACGGGUGGCCCCCAGAAGUUGGCUCAUUACCUCGAGACGCGCAUGUUGACUGCUGGCCGCCUGCCUACCGACAAUCUCCUCACAAAGCUCAAUGCGCCCAAGAGGGCGGCUGUCGGCACAACACCUGGAAAGCUGCGCUUGGUCUUUGUGUCUGAACGACAAGGCCUGAACACACCACCACUUAGCUCAGAGGACCUCUCCGAUCUACGCAUCUUCACCAAGGCGCGUGUCGUAUACGCUUUGACCACAGCCAAGGUAGCGGGAGCCGUUGCGCAAACCAACAUCUACGAUUACCGGAGGGAGACAGCAUCGAACAAGCACAGCCACUUCGGUGUGCCCCUCAGCUGCGUGGAGAUCAAGUUGAAAGAUACACCACAUCUCAAGACAACAGACGAGCAGACCGCAGGCGAGCUAGUCGUCACUGGCUCAUCGGUUGUGGGUGGUGAGGUCCACCUAGGCGUGAAUGCGACCAUCCGAGAGGACCAUACUUUGGCGUAUGUGUAG
Molecule: messenger RNA, 1698 nt
Organism: Alternaria incomplexa
Lineage: Eukaryota; Fungi; Ascomycota; Dothideomycetes; Pleosporales; Pleosporaceae
Exons: 3
Coding region: 1-1698 (565 amino acids)
Cellular component (GO): membrane; endoplasmic reticulum
Molecular function (GO): long-chain fatty acid-CoA ligase activity
Source: RefSeq, a predicted model, not a curated record